Molecule: messenger RNA, 3906 nt
Organism: Cydia pomonella (codling moth)
Lineage: Eukaryota; Metazoa; Arthropoda; Insecta; Lepidoptera; Tortricidae
Product: apolipoprotein D-like
Exons: 6
Coding region: 199-1002 (267 amino acids)
Molecular function (GO): pigment binding
Source: RefSeq, a predicted model, not a curated record
GUCAGUCCGUUGCGCCGGCUCGCGAUCGUCGUAUGUUUCGAACGUUCUGAAUUCGAAUUUCGAAGACGAUACUCGACCAUUUGUUUGACUUCUUCGGCUGUGAUCGGCGCUUGUUUUGAACGUUUUUAAUUUGAAUUUCGAAGACGUUCAUCUGUGUAGGGUUGUAAGAUUGUUGGAUUCGACGUUGUGAUUGAAAGAAUGAAGAUGUAUUGGGGAUUGUUGUUGGUGGCGCUGUGGGGUGGUGCGGCGGCACAUACGAUGCACUUGGGGAAGUGUCCCGUAGUCGAGCCAAUGCCUGGAUUUGAAAUGAACAAGUUCCUCGGCGUGUGGUACGUUAUCCAGAAGACCUCAACCGGCUCCAGCUGCAUCACAUACAACUUCACCAAGACCUCGGAGCCUGGAACUUACGAGCUCGAGCAGGUCUCGCAGCAUCUCGUGUUGGGGCUCACGCCGUUGAAGCAUGACUAUAGAUACACUGGCGUGCUCACCGUGCCCGACCCUGCGGUGCCUGCGAGGAUGAAAGUGCGCUUCCCUCUUAGCGUGGCCGGCUCCGCGAGCUACGUGGUGCUAGCCACGGAUUACGCUACGUACGCCGCCAUAUUCACAUGCCAGAGCAUCCUGUUCGGCCACCGACGGUCGGCCACCAUCCUCUCGCGUACCAAGGAGCUCGACAGGAUCUACGUUGAUAAGUUACGGACCAAACUAUCCUCGUUCAACGUGAGCCCGUACGACCUGUCCAUCAUCUCGCAGUCCAACUGCCCGAAGCACGUCAACGGCACGACGGAAGGCGUCAACAUCAACAUCGAACCUGACACAUUCUCGUCACACAACAUCGGGGAGGCAGUGCGAAAGACUGGCGGCGUUAUAGCCGACGGCGUAGAAUACGUAGUGGAAGCCGGCAAGAAGGUGUACCACAAGGUGGCGAGCAGCAAGGAGGACCUGACCGAGCCGCCCGCCGGCGCCGCCAGGAACUAUGACGCCGACGCCGAGUGGAUGCCUUGAACAUUCACCUAAAUACCUAUGUGGGGAUGGAAAGUUUCUAAAAUGGAUAAACGCAUGGAAAGUUCUUGGAAACUUUUGAAAAUUAUCCAUUUUUAAAAGUGUCUCAAAUAGAAAUUUUAACCCUUAAUUUCGCGCCUUAUCAAGAGGAAUUUUGACCCCUUUUGCGACAGCAUCAUUAGGACGGAGCUUUAAGGAAGCUUGAUCAUUUUGCGGCAAUAAAGAUUCCUGUGAAGUUAUAUUAUACAACAGUUUCCGAGAACUAUCUACACUAUAGAAACUUUCUCAACUAGCAUAUAUGUACGAUAGUUAAUCAACAUUUACUGUAAGAAGAACUGCAAUGGAUAGCUGCAACAAGAUUAAUAAGUAUGGGUGUGGAAUGUGUGGAUACUGUGGAAACCGUGAACCCAGUAGGUGACACUGCAACCUCGUUUAGCAUUUACAUACAUAAUUAUUGACAUUUUUGCAUGAUAAGCGCAACCAUAAUAGGACCUAAAUUAUUUUUUAACAAUAAAUUUAAAAGUGGAAACAUUACUAUCCAGAGGCCGUGAGUCCAAGUCUCAUCCAAGACAGUAAUUUUUCGACUUAUAAAUUUAUUCUAAGCAUAAUAGGACCUGUAGCUACUCAUCACUUGCACCAAACCAUUUGAAAUAGUACCUAAUGACGAGUUGAUGUUAAUCCGUGGACUGAUUGAUGCGGACCUCUCUAGUUCGAUAAUCGAUUCGAUAUAUGCUAGUAGUAAACACAUACGGCCCAAUACGAACUUUAAUAUACGUCAAACAUUUGCUAAAGAUACGAGGAGUGACAUCUCUUAUGGUAGAACUGUUGCAAAAGUGUCCAGCUGUCAGCUAUAAAUAAUAGUUCCAAAUCUCUCCAGAAUAGCGCUAGAGUAGCUAAGAACUUCGUUAUUGACGGAGUGAAUUGCGCUGUCUAUGAUUUGAUUUUUUUGUUCAAGUACUCUAGGUAUUGUAGCGCCACCUAUUUAAAGUUUUUUGAUGACACUUUUAGGUACAUGGAGAUUUAGUUCCUUACCUCCGUAGAUACCAUAGAAAUAGGAUAGCAUAGAACGACUGUCAAACUUGGAAAGUGUGACCAAAAAUGAAAUGCAAGUGUGUGCGUAAAUUGUCUAUGUGCGAACAAAAAUAGUGAUGUCAUGUUACAACAUAUUAAUAAUCUAUCGAUGUUUAACUGCUUUAUCGACUACUUUUUCAAAUGUGUUUGAAAAAGUUGAAAAUGAUAAAGUUGAAGUUGUUUGAAAAUGUGUUCGCAAAGAGUUGACUUACCAAAGAAAAUUUGAAUUUCGCGCCUUUUCCUGCUGACAACUUGGGUUGGAUGUGUAUACGCUGUAUACAAGUAUACGCUGUCUUGUGUUUCCUUGUGUUGGCGGCAAAGCCGUGGAAAAGUGGUUAAAAUGUAAGUACUGUGUUGGAAAGUGAAGUUUAAAUUUAUCGCUAAACAUGUAAGUACACGUUCAAAAAAGGUAUUAUAACAAUCGUUAUUAUUUUAAGUCGGUUAUAAAGGUAAUAUCUUAAUGAUGUCUUGUGAACAACUAAUUCCAUACCUACUAAUAUACCGACAAGUUAUCGAUACAGUCAUAUGAACAUUUUGUCAAGCCCUAGCGUAAAGUAACAGUUUAGGUUUUUACACAAAAUAUUCUAAAUUAUUGACUAAUAUGAUGAAAUAUUAACACAUAAUUGAAGAAAAACUUUUAAUGAACUGUUAUAAUUGGUUUUUUACACUUUUUAUGCUGUUAAUUUGAUAAAAUAUCGUUACGAAAAUUUCGCUAGGAAUAUCAUAAUUACCUGUGAAAUGAGUAUUUUCCUGGGUUUUUUGGCCCUGAAACACUACAACCCGGCACACAACAUGACACCAUCGUCACUAAAUUACUUAAUGUAUAAUUUUCUUUUUGAUUCGCUUAUAUUUUUCACAUUAAAAAAUACGGCAAUAUGAUUUUGGCCGCCUCGGCCGCCUUCAAACUCAAAAUUGGUUACGUUUUCUCAUAUGUAGUCUGCCUCUUUUGCACUUAAUGCCUUGUUCAUAUACGUCAUGGCUUCCCUUUCGCACACUUCAUUUUCUGUCAAGCGAAGCGACUGACAUGUCUCUGGUAGAUACGAUAUGGAUUAGAUGUCAGUGUCGAAAGUGACGUUUCUUCAAAUAAAACGUCACUUUUGUCAUAUCGUAUCAUUGCGAAAUUUUUGGCGAUCUUAGAGUUCGAAUCGAGCCGACAGUUAUAUUUGAGCAGUAUUUACACAGUAGUAAAUACAUAAUCAAUAUUUGAAUAGUAAGUACCUAAUUAAUGCCUUGAGCAUUCAAUCCAUGACCCAUACCUACGUGGCCGUGGGUGACGAAUGACAUUAUUUUUGGGUUUAAUAAAAUAGGUAAUCUAAUGCAACUAUUGUAAGCCCAGGGUGACUAGCCAAGGUGCCAAUCGUUCGCUCCGUGGCGAAUGAUACAGUAAUCUCUCUAUCACGCUUUCAUAUUAAUGCGAUAGAGAUAUUGGUGUUUCGUUCGCUACGGAGCGUUGAAAAAACCGAACGUGUUAUACAUCUAGUUUUAACUAAAUACUCAAUAUUUUAAGCCUUUCAUAUGUGCCUCAAACAUUGUAUAUUUGGGUGUAUUCUCAUUUGUCCCCGCCGGGCACAGUUGAGAAUAGGUGCAUUCAUAUGAAUAAUUCCUAUCUGUCCCCGCCACAUACAUGGCGGCGGUUACGUGGGGCGGGGACAAAUUGAAAACACCUAUAUCUGGUCUAUUUGUCCUGAGACUUAAAUUUACAUACUAUUGUUUACCUUACGGUACUGAGACCAAAGAACCACGUGGAAAAAAAAAACAAUAUCACAGAAGACAUAUUUAACUAGUGACAUUAUUUUUAUACUAUUUUUUUGUGAAGAAUAAAGAGUGAAAUAUAAA